Molecule: messenger RNA, 2631 nt
Organism: Dentiscutata erythropus
Lineage: Eukaryota; Fungi; Glomeromycota; Glomeromycetes; Diversisporales; Gigasporaceae
Source: the annotation of a GenBank genome assembly
AUGUCUCGUUCUUCAUGGUGGAAUUUCAUUUCAACUGACUCCUAUGAAUCUUUCAACUCUGAAGAUAACACUUCCACAAUCGAACAACCUGGCUCAGUGAGUGUCAAAAGUGAAGCGGCUUCUGAUAUUUCGGAGGCUUGCUCAACCUCUUCAACUUUAGUAGAAGAACUUCAAAAUAAUAGUCCGACUUCUAACGCAAUACCAAUACCAAAAAAUCAAAAUAGCGGUUAUAUUAGAGUAUACGAAGAACCAAAAAACAAAUCUUCCUCCUCUUGGAGUUGGUGGUCGUCGAACGGUCGUACUCCGCCUGUUAAUACUCAUCUUGCUGAUACCUCUAUAAAUGGAAUUGUUGAAGAUAAACAAAAGGUUAAUCAUAUUUCAAGACCCAAUACUCCAACUUAUAACAACAAAAAAGGUCAUGGUUUAUCUCCCAUCAAAGAAACAGGGUGCGAAAAUAAACAAUUACAUCAAUCGGUAGAAAUGGUACGAUCAAGUUCAAGAGAGAGAAUUAAAAAGAAGUCCUCGGUUUCUUCUAUGACUACAAUAAAUUCAAAUAGAUUUGGUCCGGAAUUGGAUACUUUAUCAUCAUCUCAUUCUUCUCUAUCUUCAAAUUCAUCUUCAAACCGGAAUUCUUGGUGGAUGUUUGGUGGUGGUAAUAACAAUAGUAAUCACAAUAUCGUUACACGUGAGGUGGUUAAAACUGAUGCAAUACAAAACCCAGAAAUGAAAGAAAUUAAAAAAAUUACAAAUAUUGAGAAUGUUGCAAAAUCAAAUGAAGAAAUUGUCAACGAUGGAGAAAAACAAAAGUCUAAGACUGUAAAAUCUGUUACAAGGAAACCAUCAUCGGAAAUAAGGCGAUGGUCAUUGUUUAACACAUGGUCAUCUUCAACAAGUAAUCUGUUAGAAAAUCCUGACGGUAAAAUAUCACCACCACAUUCAACAAAAGAUUCAACAAAAGAUUCAACAAAAGAUUCAACAAAGGAUUCAACAAAAGAUUCAACAAAAAAUUCAACAAAAAAUUCAACAAAAUCAGAAAAUUCCCCACCGAAUUCUCCUCGUUCAAAAAGCAAGCGUCAACCAAAUCCAUUAGUUCAAUCACUUGGUGAUAAUAGGUCAUCGUGGUUGUAUUUCUUUACGAACGGACCACCAAGUAAUUCGCAAAAUGCCAAAAUAGAAAGGGUAUCAGAAGUUAAAAUGAUUACUGAUGGAAAACAAAAUCCUUCCACUUCAUCUACUUCAAACAAUGAGAGUUUAACUAAUACGAUAAUUCAAACGAAAGUAAUUACUGUAGAGGAAAAAAAACAGCCCGUUAUAGAAUCACCGCCGACAUCAUUUACUUUGCCAAUAUCAAAACCUGUACCAGUUAACGUUGUAUUGCCGAUCUUUGAUGAAUUCAUAAAAAGCAGGCCACGGAAUCUUCCCAAUUCACCAGUUCAACAGGUCCUUCACGCUAUAAAUUCUUAUCUCUUUCCACCAGAUAAGAGUAUAGAAGGCACUUUCCCUAAAUGGCUCGAUGAAAUGACUCGAUCUACUGUCGAUGUAAGACGUAUUGCAAUUAUUGGUGUACACGGAUGGUUUCCUGCGAGAUUUUUGAGAGCCGUCGUUGGUGAACCAACAGGUACAUCACCUAAAUUUUGUGAUAUGAUGGCUAAAGCUUUGUUGGGAUAUCUUUCUCAACAUAAUAUUUCACUUUCAAGUGAUGCGAUCACAUGUAUACCACUUGAAGGGGAAGGCACAAUAGAUACUCGAGAGGAAUUAUUGCAUAGUAAUUUAAUGAAGAAUAAAAGUUGGUGUGAGGCAUUAUUUUCUGCAGAUGUUAUAUUUGUUGCAACGCACUCUCAAGGAACACCCGUUAGCACAAUUUUAAUUUCUCGAUUAAUUAAAGAAUCUCUCAUAAAUGUAAAAAGGCAACGUAUAUGUAUGUUGGCAAUGGCAGGUAUAUCACAUGGCCCUUUUCCUUAUCUAAAAGAUCAUUUGAUUCUAAAAUUCUUUGUUGGAACUGGACGAAGUCCCGAUUCAGAUGCAGCCAGAGAGUUAUUUGAAUUUAUGGAUUCUGAGAGUGAAGUCUCCAAAAAAUAUAGGAAAGCACUUGAUACAGUAAUUCAAAAUGGGGUGAAAAUAGUAUACGUCGCAUCUAUGGAUGAUCAAGUGGUGCCAUUAUAUUCUGGAAUAUUUACAGGAGUUAAUCAUCCAUCAAUUAUGCGUGCAAUUUACAUUGAUGGACCAUUAUAUCAAGAAAAUGAUUUUUUAACAAAUUUAAUUGUAUUUGCUAUACGAUUACGGAACGUCGGUAUAUUGGAUCACGGCUUAUUGGUCCAAUUAAGUGAAGUGAUUGCAGGUUCGAUGACUGGAGAAGUAAGAUAUCUCUUUGAAACAUCACAAUUGAAUAGACGUAAUCUAAGUCUUCAAAGGUUUCAAGCACAACAAAAAAAUAAUCCAUACUAUCUACCCUGGGCAAUGCGUGGAAUUUUAGAAGAUAAAGGAGUCACAGAAAAUCAUAAAUUUAAACAUGAAAUUAAUAAAUUAAGAAAACAAUACGAACAGUGGGAACCUGUAACAAAAGCGAUGAAAGAGAUCAAAUUUCGAUUAGAACCGUUGAGAGAUGCAAUUCUUGGAAGAGCUAAAUUAUGA